AUGUUAAGAAUUUUAAUAAGAAUAAUAAAAAUAAGUAAAAAAGGAAACUUAGCUAUUUUUCUACCAUUUGGGUUUCCUGUUUACAUACGGAAGCAAUUCUCGUUUCGCCCAUCUGCCUCCAGUUUCAAAUCCCUGGCGGAAAAAAUUCACUUGGUGUUAGUCUACCUUGUUGUUGUAAAUGAGCCAAUGCAGGCGAUUGACGUUUUGUCACGAUCACUAAGGUUAUCCAGUCAGACCGUUUCCAAUGUAGCAAAAAUAUAUUAUGUCGACGCAUUUGCUUUCGUAUCGACAUUCCUUGUGAUGCAUUUAAAAGGACUCCAAAAUCAACCUCAAAUAUUCCUGAUACAUAACUCUUAUGAUUUUGUUGUGUGCUCAGCUUAUUUGAUUAAAAUAGCCCAUUUAAGAGCUUUUAGUUACAGAAACUGUGAUAUAAUUAAAGUGGAGGCAUUAUUUCUGCUUACACGUUCCUCCUCAUAUUUCUAUUGUAUUGAAGUUCGCAAUGCGGGAUAUGCUUUAAAGAAAAGCACCGGUUUAUUGCAACUACUACUAAUUUUAAGCUAUAAUACCUCGGGCAAAUUUGAGCAUUCAUUGUGUCGAUUUGUAAAAUAUGGAAGGCAGGAAAAGGUGGGUUGCACAAAUGUUGUAAAGAAUUUGCAGGAAAACAUAACAUUUCGGAAGACCAAUAUAUUUUGUGUGGUCCGUGUGACGUCCCAGCCAUUCAUUUACAUGAGAGUUGAAUGGAACUUAGUGCCAGCUCACACAAUCGUAAAAGCUAUUCAUAAGGCCAGCACAAGCUCUGGAAUUUUUCUAUCUGUUACUAAUAAACUGUGCAUCAAAUAUAAUAAACACAACUCAUGUGGGCUGGCUCUUUCCGAUUCAAAAGAAAAUGUAUUUCUGUCCCCUUCCAUCACAUUAGUAAUGAUCAAGCAUGAAAUGCGAACAAUGAAUGACAAGACAGGAUAA
Messenger RNA from Echinococcus granulosus, 963 nucleotides. RefSeq lists its product as hypothetical. The record is from RefSeq and is a predicted model, not a curated record. Lineage: Eukaryota; Metazoa; Platyhelminthes; Cestoda; Cyclophyllidea; Taeniidae. The coding region runs from base 1 to 963 and encodes 320 amino acids. The transcript is spliced from 8 exons.